Messenger RNA from Populus euphratica (Euphrates poplar), 5207 nucleotides. RefSeq names its product enhancer of mRNA-decapping protein 4-like. Bases 294 to 4997 code for a protein of 1567 amino acids. Gene Ontology annotation, molecular function: protein binding. Gene Ontology annotation, biological process: deadenylation-independent decapping of nuclear-transcribed mRNA. The transcript has 13 exons. Gene Ontology annotation, cellular component: P-body. Lineage: Eukaryota; Viridiplantae; Streptophyta; Magnoliopsida; Malpighiales; Salicaceae. The record is from RefSeq and is a predicted model, not a curated record.
UUCUCUCUUUCCAUAUUUUCCACUCUCCGUCUGCUACGUCUGUGCUGUUCAUUGGCGUCAAUCUACACAUCUGAGCAAAGCAACAUAAAAGAGGCUUGUUUUUUCCCCUUUGAUCCUUCUCUAUUUCGUCUCCAAAAUCUCACUCUAUCGCUACCCUAGUUUGGGACGACAGAACAGAGAGAGAAGAGAGGUGGAGAAAGAAAGGUGUGUUGUCUUUCUGAUCUGAAAAAAGAUUUGAACUUGAACGGAUCCAGGAAUUCCUCCACUCUAUCACUUCUUGUUGUUGCUUAAUAAUGGCUUCACCUGGUAAUCCAAAUCAACAACAACAAGGAGGUGGGGGAAUAAUAGGGGGAGGAGGAGGUUUUGAUCUGAAUAAACUGUUCAAGCCCUCUUCUUCAAAUCCUAUGAAUAUGAUGCAGCCCCAUAUCCAACAGCAGCAGCAGCAAGGUCCUUCUCCAUCUCCCAGUAGUAACACUACCACAAGUGGCAAUCUCACUACCUCUCCUUCCUUCCCUCUCCCUUCCUCUCCUCCACCUUAUCUAACUCCAUCUUCUUCUUAUCCACCUCCUACUGGUCCUUACCACCCUUUUCACCACCCUCACUAUCUCUCCCCUUACCCACCUCCACCUCCUCCUCAGCAACUUCACAAUCAGUUCCUCACAAAUACUAAUAUCCAUCUCCAAAAUAGACCACAACCCAUCUCUUCCUUUGCACCCUCUCCUCCUCCACUCUCACCUAAUAAUUCAGGUGGUGCUGUUUUGAUGGACAUCUUGACCAAUCAAAACCAACAGCAGCCUCCGCUAUCCACUAAUCUUAGUGGACCUUUCCCUUCUUCCACUCCCUCAACUGCAUUCAUCACCACCAGUCCUCCUGUCCCAUCUGCUCCUCCUGUUAGUUUAGCAUCUCCAACGCAGCAAUGUUGUGCUCCCCCUGCGAGGAUGCUCAGUACCAAGCUCCCUAAGGGUCGACACCUGAAUGGCAACCAUGUCGUGUAUGAUAUUGAUGUGAGAUUGCAAGGUGAGGUGCAACCUCAACUUGAAGUCACACCCAUCACCAAAUAUUUAUCCGAUCCUGGCCUUGUUCUCGGCCGUCAGAUUGCUGUUAAUAGAAAUUACAUUUGCUAUGGACUCAAGCCUGGUGCUAUUCGUAUCCUCAAUAUUAAUACUGCUUUGAGAUCAUUGCUUCGUGGACAUAACCAGAAAGUAACAGACAUGGCUUUCUUUGCUGAGGAUGUUCACCUUUUGGCCAGUGCAUGUGUUGAUGGGCGUGUUUUCAUAAGGAAGAUCAAUGAGGGCUCAGAUGAGGAAGAAAAACCUCAAAUUUUUGAAAGGAUACUCCUUGCCCUUCACAUAAUAGCAGAUGGAGAAUCAUUCCAUCCACGAGUGUGCUGGCAUCCACACAAGCAAGAAAUUUUGAUUGUUGCAAUUGGAAAUCUCAUCUUGAAAAUUGAUACCAUUAAGAUUGGAAAAGGUGGAGCAUUUUCAGUGGAGCAACCUCUUACUUGUCCCAUUGAGAAGUUGAUUGAUGGGGUCCAGCUUGUUGGUAAACAUGAUGGGGAAGUCACUGAGUUGUCCAUGUGUCAAUGGAUGACCACCCGUUUAGCUUCAGCUUCAACAGAUGGCGUGGUCAAGAUUUGGGAAGACCGUAAGGCAGUACCCCUUGCAGUAUUCAGACCACAUGAUGGCAAUCCUGUAAAUUCUGUGGCAUUCCUGACCGCCCCUGACCGCCCUGAUCAUAUUGUUCUUAUCACUGGGGGCCCCCUCAAUCAGGAAGUGAAGAUAUGGGCCUCCGCUAGUGAAGAGGGCUGGUUAUUACCUAGUGAUGCUGAAUCAUGGCUGUGCACUCAGACCUUGACCUUAAAGAGUUCAGCUGAAUCUAGUGCUGAGGAUGCAUUUUUUAAUCAAGUUGUAGCCCUACCCCGAGCCAGCCUGUUUCUUCUUGCAAAUGCCAAGAAGAAUGCCAUAUAUGCUGUACACUUGGAAUAUGGGCCUUAUCCUGCUGCAACCCGCAUGGAUUACAUAGCUGAGUUUACAGUUACAAUGCCUAUUUUGAGUCUUACUGGAACCAGUGAUUGUUUACCAAAUGGAGAAAAUAUUGUUCAGGUUUACUGUGUCCAAACACAGGCUAUUCAGCAAUAUGCAUUGAACUUGUCACAAUGCCUUCCACCACCUCUGGAGAACAUGGUUUUGGAGAAAACAGAAUCUAAUGUUUCUCGUGCUUUUGAUACUGCUAAUUCUGAUGGUUCUGCUAUUAUGGAAUCAUCUCAUGGAAGUAAACCCAUUGAGAUAUCCACAGGUAACAUGACUUCCAUACCACCAAUGACUCCUAGCAGUUCUGAAAGUGCUCCUGUAGCAAGCCAUCCAGAAAGCUUGGGUUCUUCUGAUGUUGGUAGCUCGCUAGAUAUUGCUUCUUCCAGUGGGCAAACCAAGGCUAUUACUGUUUCAUCACGCAAUAAUACUGACAAUACUAACACUGUGUCACCCCAUCUACUGUUAAGUCCAAAGUUGUCCCGGUCGUUGUCAGGUCUCCAGAGUCCAGCAAAUAUCACAGAUCCCAAUGUGCAACUCAGUGGUCAUGCUGGUGACCAGCCUGUUCCAGAUCAUUCAGUUGACCGAAGAAUUGAAACUGUGAAAGAAAAUAUUAAUGAUACCUCCACUGGUGAUAAUUUGAAUAAAGGUGAGAAGAACAUCGAACAAACUGGUAUUGCAAUGGUCUCUGAACCUCCAGUAAUGUUUAAACACCCAACCCAUCUUAUAACUCCAUCGGAGAUAUUAUCUAGGGGUGCUGCUUCUGAGAAUUCUCAAACUGCUCAGGGUCUGAAUGUUGGAGAGGCAAAGAUUCAGGAUGUGCUUGUGAACAAUGAUACUGAAAAUGUUGAAGUAGAGGUUAAAGUUGUUGAAGAAACACCUGGCAGUGGAACAGUCCCAAUAUCUAGUUCCAAAGAAAAACCUGCUAGGCUUACUAUAUCAAAGAGUACCUCUACUAGAUUGAAGAAGAAGAGAGAAGAAUUUCUUCUGAAAGCAGAUCUUGCUGGGACUACUUAUCUUCAUGGGGCAUAUAAAGGCCCUGAGGAAAAGAAAGAAAAUAUCAUAUCUUCUGAAGCCACAGAAAGCACCAGCCCUAUCCUGAAACAGACAUCUGCUGAUGCCUUGCAGGUUGACUCUGUAGCAAGUGAGAAAAAUAAAGGCGAGCCAGAUGAUUGGGAAGAUGCUGCUGACAUGUCUCCACCAAAACUGGAUGGUGAUGGGGAACUAUCACGGGGAGAGUCAGGAACCAAUCAAAAUAAUGACUUUGACUUGCCCAGAGAAUCUCAUACACCUGUUGCUGAGAAGAAGGAAAAACCCUUCUACUCUCAGGCCUCGGAUCUUGGCAUUCAGAUGGCUAGAGAUUGUCAUGUGGAAGCUUAUAGUGUUGGGGCAAUCAGACAAGCUAAUGAAGGUAGCAUUACUGAGUUACUUGAUAGAAAUCCUAGUGGUGUAGAUGAGGAGCAACAUGUAACUGAAGAUGUUCCUGCAAAAAGUGGUGAAGCAGAAAUAUCUGUGGCUGUCCCGCAGUCCCCAGCCCCAGCAACUAAAGGGAAAAAACAGAAGGGGAAAAGUUCUCAAGUAUCUGUUCCAUCUUCCCCUUCCCCUUCCCCGAGUCCAUUCAACUCAACUGGUUCAUCCAAUGAACCAGGUUGCACUUCUGGUGCCCAAUCUAGUGAUGCUGCUUUACCUCAGAUAAUGGCCUUGCAGGAUACUCUUGAUCAGUUGCUGAACAUGCAGAAAGAAAUGCAGAAGCAGAUGAAUACAAUGAUUUCUGUCCCAGUUUCCAAAGAAGGUAAAAGACUAGAGGCAUCCUUGGGCCGGAGCAUCGAGAAAAUUAUCAGGGCUAACACAGAUUCUUUAUGGGCUCGUUUUCAAGAAGAAAACACAAAACAUGAGAAGUUGGAGAAGGACCGUAUACAGCAGUUAACUAAUUUGAUCACGAAUUGUAUAAACAAGGAUUUGCCAACAGCUUUGGAGAAAACUUUAAAGAAGGAAAUAGCUGCAAUUGGACCUGCUGUUGCUCGUGCUAUCACUCCCAUUUUGGAGAAAAGCAUAUCAUCAGCUAUUACAGAGUCAUUCCAGAAAGGGGUGGGAGAGAAGGCGGUGAAUCAGUUAGAGAAGACGGUUAGUUCAAAACUUGAAGCUACAGUGGCCAGACAAAUCCAAUCACAGUUUCAAACAUCUGGCAAGCAAGCUCUUCAGGAUGCAUUAAGGUCUACACUGGAAGCUUCAAUUAUUCCUGCAUUUGAGAUGUCCUGCAAGGCCAUGUUUGAUCAAGUCGAUGCCACAUUCCAGAAUGGGCUUAAUAAGCAUAUAAAUGACAUUCAGCAACAGUUUAAUUCCAUGCAUUCUCCUGUGGCCAUUGCCCUGAGGGAUGCUAUCAAUUCAGCAUCAUCACUCACCCAGACCUUAAGUGGAGAGCUGGCAGAUGGUCAACGGCAGCUCUUAGCUUUGGCGGCUGCAGGUGCAAACUCAAAAGUGGGAGAUCCAUCAACGAAGUUGGGCAAUGGACCAUUGCCUGGUAUGCAUGAGAUGCCUGAGGUGCCUUUGGAUCCAACAAAAGAAUUGUCAAGGUUGAUAGCUGAGCAGAAAUAUGAGGAAGCGUUCACCUUAGCUCUGCACAGAAGUGAUGUCUCAAUAGUUUCCUGGUUAUGUUCUCAGGUUGAUCUACAGGGUAUAUUGUCAAUUUCACCACUACCUUUAAGCCAAGGAGUUCUGCUGGCCCUUCUACAGCAACUGGCAUGUGAUUUUAGUAAUGAAACCUCUAGAAAGUUGGCAUGGAUGACAGAUGUGGCUGCUGCCAUAAACCCUACAGAUCCAAUGAUUGCGAUGCAUGUAGGACCAAUUUUUGAUCAAGUCUAUCAGAUAGUGGUCCAUCAAAGGAGUCUGCCCAGCACAUCUGCUUCAGAAGCCUCAGGCAUACGUGUUCUUCUGGUUGUCAUAAAUUCUGUGCUAAGGAGCUGUAAAUGAUUUCUUUUCCCUUUCGUUCCUACCAUUUUGUGCAAAUAUGUAACAUAGUACUUUUUAUUUUUGAGUUGUAUAGGGAUCUAGGAAAGUUUCGGGGAAUCAGAAUUGUUUGAAUUAGUCGAGUGUUUUAUAAAUGUGUGAUUCUUACAUAAUCCGUUGUUGGCUAGUUUCAAAGGGUGAAGUCAAUAUAACUUUGAUCGACCUUUUUCAGUU